AUGCUCGGCCAUAGCUAUGUAGAUGUGCUCACGUUACUUCACAAUGAACUCAAUCAAACGGAAACCGAGGAGAAUUGGAAGAAACGCCAAGAUCUCCUCGCCAAGCUCUCCGACAUCCUGGAGAAACGAAAAGAAGACAGUACUCUCCCAAGAGACUUUGUCGAAAAGUCCAAAACCGUUUUACCAGCAAUCGUCAAGGCCACGGCUUCAGAGAGAACCACUCUGUCUGGACAAGCAUGCCGUACCGCCAAAAUUGUCAUCGAAAAUCUGAAAACAGAGGUUCAACCUCAACUCGACAUUAUCAUGUCCGAGCUUAUCACUCUCUGUGGCUCCACCAAAGGUGUCAACCAGAAGAAUGCAAAUGAAGCAAUCCUCGCCAUUUGCAAACAUGCUGGGUACAAUCACCGCCUCUUCUACCAUGUCUGUGCUGCGUCUAGGGACAAACGUAUCCCCCCUCGCACGUAUGCACCUGAGUGGCUUUGUCUUCUCAUCAAAACCUAUCGUGGUCAGAUGGAUGACAACAAGGACGGCGAUGCCGCCAGAAAGGCCAUUUAUGAAGGUCUCACGGAUGGUCAAGUCAAAGUCAGAGAGAAUUCACGUGCAACAUUCUGGGAGUACCACAAAUACGAUGCCCAGGGAGCUCGUAUGAUCAUGGGUGGUCUCAACACUUUCGCCGCAAAUGCGUUGCGUGAUGAUCCAAACAACCCUGACAAACCCCAAAAGCCUACCAAGGCCCCAAGCAGACCAGGAUCUGCCCUUGCUCAAAUCAGAGCACAAAGCAAGCAACGUAUACAUCAGCAGCAGCAACAUCGUGGCUUUACACCUGCUUCAGUCAAACCAGACGACUUUUUCUUUGGAUCUCUUGAAGACGUCAACCCAGAGCCGCAAAAGACGUCCAAGAAACCGGCUGCAGAUCCAACAAGAGAAAAGCACGAGAAGUCCCAGUCCAGUCAUUAUAGCGAGGCUUCCGCCUAUUCACGUCAUGGAGUAUCAACCCAAUCUCGUCCCACUCACCAAAAGGUACCUUCCAGAGACAACAAAGUUGACUCCAAAGAUACCAAAUCUGAAAGUUCACAAGUUGACGCUCGACCACUUCUAUCUGCUCCAGUCCGCAGAGGUCGUAUCGUUGCCACACCCAUGGCACCCACCACCAGCCACCGUCCUGGCUCGCGAGGUGAACCCACCAAGAAGCCGACAGAAACCAAAGAUAAGAUCUCUGGCCGCCAAACACCAGUCCUUAAUACCGAAAAGGACGCUCCUUCCUCUGUACCUAGCCAUCACCGCAAGACAGCGAGUAGGCAGGAAGCGAUCAUAGCUCAAGAGAAAGGUACAACUGUUCAAACCCAGAACAGGAAGAAUGGAAGACAGACACCAGCCAGUGCUGAAGACGAGCCCCAGGUUCCUCCAUCAGCACAGAGCAGCAAGAAGAGUGGACGUCAGACUCCAGUCAUUUUGGAAGACAGGUCAGCUUCUGCUCCGACGACAUCCAAGACGGCAAAGGAAUCAGACCUGACUUCAGAAUAUGUCGCACCCACCCAGUCGCUCCCUCUCCGCCCUGUGCGGCCGACUGCACAAGAGCAACAGAACGUUUCAUCUGCUGAACGCCCAGUCGACAAGACCCGUCAACAAGUUGCUGAGGGCAAAGAGCACACCAGUACUGCAGGUCAACACGUUGCUGUGGGCAAAGAGAACACCAACGUCAUGAGGCCGCGUAAGAAGAAAUCACCAGCGCGAUCACCUCAACACUCUCCCGAUCGAUCAGAGCAACGAUCACCCCGCCGUCGAACUAGUAUUUCGUCUGCCAAGAGGACACUUGGAAUAACAAUCGAGUCCCUCCGACAUGGUACACUUGACGCACUGGGUUUUCGCAGGCUUAGAAAGCUAAUUGAAAGUCAUCCACAUGUUCUCAUCACUCGUCAAGUACAAUUUGAUGAGCUUUUCGAGUUACUCAUAAAAAAUCUGGGCUCUUUUGAUGAGAUCACCGAAUCUCGAGACAAAAGACAAAAUCUCAACCACCCUGCCUACAACCGACACACCAUGCUGGUCGCUUUGAUCGAUCUCUUCCAGCAGUAUCCACAGUGGCCUGAACCACAACCGGGUAUGACUCUCUGUGCCCUUCUCAUCGCCAGAUGUAAUCAUAGCUCAGGCUACGUUGCAGUCUUGCAGGCGAUUGACGAUUCCGCGUACCUCCUCUGUACGCACUCCCAGAACCCCUUACCAACUAUUGACGCAGUCCUAGACACUCUGGAACAAAUCGAAUACAUUAUUACCACCAAUGACCCUAUUGUUACACCUAAAUCUACCACCACUGUGUUCCACAACAGCCUUCAGAGCUUUGUCUCUGAUUUUGGGCCAGAACGACCUAAGUUUGCAACCCGACUACCUAUUGUUAUGUCCUUUGGACUGAAAGUCCUCAACGCUCUCCUACAACGCCUCAGCGUCUGUGGUCAGAGCCUCUACACAAUUCAAGAGGACCGCCUGGCUUCAUAUGCUGAGCAUCUCCUUGGAGCGUACACGUCCCUCAUCAAAAGACAAGUGAUGGAAUACUGCACUGCACUGCAUGCGGUUAUCAAGCCAGAAAAAAGAUUUUACAACUACUUCAGCAAGGAGUCGGACAAGAACCUCAUCCACUACUACGUGGCUGGCGCGUCAGGUGGUCUCUAUGGCUCCUUAGGAAACACAGGUCGAGUUGUCAUGCCUGACACAGGCGUCGACUACAUGGAACCAGAACCUUCCACCUUCGAUCCAGGUUCGGAGGUUUCUGCCAAUUGGAAAAUGGUUGGAAGUGACAGCAAGCACAGUGAUGUCACACCGGGAUUUGAGCACUCGACCUCCAGUGCUCUCGACUCCAUGGGCAGUGAGGUGGUCGCCUCGGAGGGCUCAAGCAAUUGGCAAGUUCUCGGCACCACAGCAGAUGUCUAG
Exophiala aquamarina CBS 119918 is the source of this 2922-nucleotide messenger RNA. RefSeq lists its product as uncharacterized. Gene Ontology annotation, cellular component: microtubule organizing center; mitotic spindle; cytoplasmic microtubule. Gene Ontology annotation, biological process: astral microtubule depolymerization; mitotic spindle assembly. Gene Ontology annotation, molecular function: microtubule binding. Lineage: Eukaryota; Fungi; Ascomycota; Eurotiomycetes; Chaetothyriales; Herpotrichiellaceae. The transcript has a single exon. The record is from RefSeq and is a predicted model, not a curated record. The coding region runs from base 1 to 2922 and encodes 973 amino acids.